GCCCAGCUCCCUGUUCAGGCUAGGAGGCAGGCUUGCGGGGUUGAGUGGCCCGAGCUAAGGGUGCGGAGACCUAAGGGCGGCGACUACGACGGCGUUGAUGUCGGUGGUAACGACGGCCUCAGCAGGCGGGGAAGAUGAAAGGCCGGAUCGAGCUAGGAGAUGUGACACCACACAAUAUUAAACAGUUGAAAAGAUUGAAUCAGGUCAUCUUUCCAGUCAGCUACAAUGGCAAGUUCUACAAGGAUGUGCUGGAGGUUGGCGAGCUAGCAAAACUUGCCUAUUUCAAUGAUAUUGCUGUAGGUGCGGUAUGCUGUAGGGUGGAUCAUUCACAGAAUCAGAAGAGACUUUACAUCAUGACACUAGGAUGUCUGGCACCUUACCGAAGGCUAGGAAUAGGAACUAAAAUGUUAAAUCAUGUCUUAAACAUCUGUGAAAAAGAUGGUACUUUUGACAACAUUUAUCUGCAUGUCCAGAUCAGCAAUGAGUCGGCAAUUGACUUCUACAGGAAGUUUGGCUUUGAGAUUAUUGAGACAAAGAAGAACUACUAUAAGAGGAUAGAGCCCGCAGAUGCUCAUGUGCUGCAGAAAAACCUCAAAGUUCCUUCUCGUCAGAAUGCAGAUGUGCAAAAGACAGACAACUGAACAAAUUACAAAUGAACUUUCUUGCACUUGCUUGUCGCCAAAGAGAGGCCCAUUGAUUCCUCCCCCACCCCAACACUUUUCUUUUAAAGCUUUUCUCCCUCCUUGUUCUUGUUUUUCCUUCUUCCUUUCCUUUUCUCUAAGAGUUUUAAUACUUUCAAGGACUUUAAAAAAAUAAUCAUGUUUGAA
This is a messenger RNA of Gorilla gorilla gorilla (western lowland gorilla), 827 nucleotides long. RefSeq names its product N-alpha-acetyltransferase 50-like. The coding region runs from base 135 to 641 and encodes 168 amino acids. Gene Ontology annotation, cellular component: NatA complex. Gene Ontology annotation, biological process: mitotic sister chromatid cohesion. Gene Ontology annotation, molecular function: acyltransferase activity, transferring groups other than amino-acyl groups. The record is from RefSeq and is a predicted model, not a curated record. The transcript has a single exon. Lineage: Eukaryota; Metazoa; Chordata; Mammalia; Primates; Hominidae.